Dipodomys spectabilis (banner-tailed kangaroo rat) is the source of this 2162-nucleotide messenger RNA. It is a transcript of the gene Upp2, whose product is annotated as uridine phosphorylase 2. The record is from RefSeq and is a predicted model, not a curated record. Gene Ontology annotation, molecular function: uridine phosphorylase activity. The transcript is spliced from 7 exons. NCBI's taxonomy places the organism in Eukaryota, Metazoa, Chordata, Mammalia, Rodentia, Heteromyidae. Gene Ontology annotation, biological process: nucleotide catabolic process; uridine catabolic process. Gene Ontology annotation, cellular component: cytosol; cytoplasm. Bases 193 to 1155 code for a protein of 320 amino acids.
AAAAGGACAUGCUAGGGACAAUAUUUUAAUUUGACCAGAUUGUUUAAAGUGCUAAGGCAAGAAUUCCAUUCAUAAUUUCACAAGAAAAUACGAGUCUUAGGGGAGAGGACUGUUCUAACAUUGAGCCGAAUUGUUGUGACUAUAUCUAUAAUUUGAUAACAAAUUCCAAUAUUUCACUUUCCUAAUAUCAGCAUGGCUUCCAUUUUACCUGCCUCCAAGAGAUCCAUGAUACCUGACAAGAAUGCAUACAAUGGGAAAAGGUUUGUAAAUGUUAAAAAUCCUUACCUGGAUACUAUGGAUGAAGAUGUUCUCUACCACCUGGACUUAGGAACAAAAACACACAACCUGCCAGCAAUGUUCGGAGAUGUAAAGUUUGUCUGCGUCGGGGGAAGUCCCAACAGAAUGAAAGCAUUUGCACUGUUUAUGCACAAAGAGCUUGGGUUGGCAGGAAGUGGAGAAGACAUUAAGGACAUCUGUGCUGGAACAGACAGAUAUUGCAUGUUCAAAACCGGCCCCGUGCUCUCCAUCAGUCAUGGUAUGGGCAUCCCCUCCAUUUCUAUUAUGCUUCAUGAACUCAUCAAAUUAUUACACCAUGCACGAUGCUGUGAUGUUACCAUUAUCAGAAUGGGCACAUCAGGGGGAAUCGGGAUUGCACCAGGCUCCAUUGUAAUAACAGAUACAGCUGUAGACUCCUUCUUCAAGCCCCAGUUUGAGCAGGUAAUUCUGGACAACAUUGUCACCCGAAGUACUGAACUUGACAAGGAACUGGCAGAAGAGCUAUUCAACUGUAGCAAAGAAAUUCCCAACUUCCCAACCCUCAUCGGCCACACGAUGUGUACCUAUGAUUUUUAUGAAGGACAAGGUCGAUUAGAUGGAGCACUGUGUUCUUUUUCUAGAGAAAAAAAGCUAGAUUACUUGAAGAGAGCAUACAAAGCUGGUGUCAGGAAUAUCGAAAUGGAAUCUACAGUGUUUGCAGCCAUGUGUGGACUUUGUGGCCUAAAAGCUGCCGUGGUCUGUGUGACACUUCUUGACAGACUCCACUCUGACCAGAUCAACUUGUCCCAUGAUGUAUUGGUGGAGUACCAGCAACGGCCUCAGCUCCUAAUCUCGAAUUUCAUCAAAAAGCAGCUUGGACUUCAUGACCAGAUGACAUAACUCAGCAAUCCAACUCUCCUUUGCAAGUUGGUAGAUCAACUUGUAAUGUUGAGACUAUGUAUUAUUUGCAGCAUUUUCAUAUUAUUACCAGUCACUCACUAAAAUAAUGGAGAGAUUUCAAGAUGUUUCUUCAUCUUAAAAAAUGAACUUAUUUUAAGAGCCUUUAAUAUCCAAAUUAAUUCAAAUUCCAUUUUAGAAUAAGUUAAAUGAAUCAGUAAAUUAAUUAAAAAUUUUAACUCCUGGAUUGUGACAUUUGGAGUUUCAUAUGUACUAUUAAUUAAGCUCACAUGAAAAUAGAUCAUCCAUGUGCAGAUAGAGUUACCAGUCCCUCUGCUUCUGAAAAAGUCCAGAAAUUCAUUAGGAUAUUAUCAGGCACUUUGAGGUGUCGGACAAAUGGCAGAAAUAGAUCAAGCACAUUCAAAAUAUUUACAGCAAAAGUGUCGGAAAAGAAUGGAGGUCUGUAUGGGGGAGUUAUUAGGGAAGUAUGACCAUACUUCUUUGCUAUGCACAUACAAUUUCAGUGCAGCAGAGUGGGAUUAGAAGUUUAUAUGGGCCUAUACUUGUGAUUUUAUCACAAACCAUAACAACUCAGGAUUACACAUUGAUUGUGAAAUGGAAACUCCUUAUAAUUCAAAAACUACAGUGACUAACUUGCUUUCUAAUAAUAUUAUUUUAUUAUUUCUUUUAUGGAAAUGUGUUUUGAGGAUAUUGUAUAUAUAUUUUUUAUUUCAAUGUGAACUAAAUAGGCUAAGAAAUUAGUAACAACUGAAUAUUUCCAGACUCUAAAUACACCCCUACACUACUCAUCCCUCUGGGAGGCAGGGCACACUUCUACGCCACACCAUACUUUCUGUGAGGUGAUGCUGCCUGGGGAAUUCUUGUGAAAUUGAUACGCCAAGGAAAGAACGGAUGGGGUGGGAGUAGAACAUUGCAAAGUUGUAUAAUAUGUAAUAUUGUGUACAGAUAUUUGUAUGGUUGAAGCUCAAAUAAAAUUCAGUUUCAACGAA